CGUGCUAUGCGCAUGUGCAUACCAUUUCUUCGUUUUUGAACUCGGGAGGGUUGCCGGUGCGGCUGUGUUUCUCGUCGCGGUGGUAGAUGUUCACAUUGUGGUCGAAUUGGACACCCGAAUAACUCGUCGGGUGCUUGUAACCAACAACUAAGGUGACGAGUACCUUUUAUUUCGUUUGCAUCAUCGUUCCACGGUGCGAGUAGGUGUAACGCCCCCCUCCCCAGGCUGAUUCUAAGAUGGGCAGAAACAAGCAUGACGCUGACGAGGACAGUGACUCCGACUCUAACAUCUCCAGUAAGUCAUCAGAGUCUGAUUCUGAAGAGGAGUUGAAGAAGAGUAAGAAGACGAAACAAGACACGCCCCUUAGCGUCAAGAAAGCACUGAAGAGAGAGAAGAAACGGGAGAAGAAAAAGUCCAACAAGGACAAAAUAUCCAUGGACGAUUUCUACAGCAGGAACGCCGAGUUCAGGUCAUGGCUGCAGGAGAAGAAGGGAAAGUAUUUCGACCAGUUGAAGUCACCACAAGCAAAGAAGCUGUUCAAGAAGUUUGUGAAGAAAUGGAACAAGAAGAAGUUGGACAAAAAGUACUACAAAGGCAUGGACAACUUGGACACAAGUGCAUCGUCCAAAACCAACUACAAGUGGAAGUUUACGUCCACCCUGAGCAGUGCCGACAAUGAUAGAGUGGCAGGCGCUCGCUCCCAAGUUCGGAGCUGGAGCGGCAGCCAGGACGAGCUGGAUCAGCAUAACAUGUCCGGCGCCAGCGGAUUCUCUACCUUCGGAAAGUCACCAGCGCCAGCUGAUAGAAGUUUCUCGAGAACCCCUGCCUCAAGUCAGAAGCAGGGCAGUGACGUCCGCCUGAUAGGACCCAUGCCUCCCCCACAGGAAUCCCCCACCGGUAGGCCUGCAGUCCAGGCGCACAAGAGGCCGUCUCCCGCUGCCAGCACACCUGGGGCAGGGCAAGACGAGUCCUACCUGAUGGGCGGGGACAACUUCCUGGCCAAAAUUCAGGCAAAGAAGAGAAAGCUGGAGGAGAAGAGGCAGAAGCAGAUUCAGGUGGCCUCAGAAAAGGUCCGCGAGCACCAGGCCAAGGAGAAGGAAAAGAUGCAAGCCCUGCUGGAGAUGGCUCGUAGUAGCCGCCAUGAGAAUUCUCUUUGGAAGGAUGCAAAGAAAUAGAAAUACCAUGACAUAUCACCACUGUCCUACACUGUCAAGUUACAUUACAAAUCCAUGACCUUGUUUUAUAGUGCCAGCUACAGAUGAAUUAGGACUUUGGCAUGUUGUCUAGGAUUUAGUUGGUUACAUUGUAUAUUAAUGUUGGGAUGAUUCAGUAGUGCAGUCUGACAGUAAGCUUGAGACUGGGACAAUUAGGAUUUAGACUGGCAAGGCAGAAAAUGUUUCCUUGUCACAUGUUCCUUCAAUUAUGAUGUGUUAAUUGUACAUGUACUACUGACUGUGCCAUAGCUAUAGCAAUGUGCAUUUGGACUAGUGUAGUGAAUCAUAGCUAGUUUACAUGUACAUGAUGUAUGUGUUGCUGGGACAACCAGACUUAAUUUAUUUUAUUCUGUAAGCAUGGGAAUGCAGUUAUGCCAAAGAUGUAUAAUAUACAUGUAGCUCUCAGUUACUUAUGCAACACAUGGGUUUACUUACGUUUUUCAUACAUAUAAUGUGUUUUUAAACAUUAAUGUUAAGAGUUUUCUAUGUUUAUAUAGUAAACAUGCAUGGCUGUAGUGUGACUUAGAUUGCAGGGAUUCUGUUUUAGGGAACAGUACAUGUAUCUAUGUAGAAAUAACUUCUUAUUUUUGGAGAAAAGUUAGAAUUAACACCAGUCUCCUGACAGAACCAGUGCAAAGAAUUCCAAUGUCUAUAGUAAUUAGAUGUCUGACCUUGAUGCUUCAUAGUACUGUUGAGUGUUACCAUUCCUGUUACAUCUACAGUUGGUUAGCUACAAACACACUGCUUUAAGAAAUGAAAACAACAGUCUAUGUUCUGCAAAUACCAUCAAGCUCUUUAAAAGUAAGGGGAGAAUGCAUUUAGCAAGGACCUUGCAUUCAGAUAGUUUUACCAGAUUUUUGUCACUGUAAAUUACAUGACGGAAACUAGAUAACUUGUACAUAAAUUUGUUCUGCUGUUUUCAUAGGUAAAAAUCAACCAUACUUGAAGGAUAAGUUACAAAUAAAUGCUAAGUUGGAAGUUCCAGCCUGUCAUUUCUCCAUACAGAAAUAAAAGCAAACAGGAUUUGUAACAAAAUAUGACCAGU
This is a messenger RNA of Branchiostoma floridae (Florida lancelet), 2259 nucleotides long. RefSeq lists its product as uncharacterized. Bases 237 to 1175 code for a protein of 312 amino acids. Lineage: Eukaryota; Metazoa; Chordata; Leptocardii; Amphioxiformes; Branchiostomatidae. The transcript has a single exon. The record is from RefSeq and is a predicted model, not a curated record.